AUGAUUGCCCCAUUUCCAGCCCCGAAGCCUACGAUCGAGCCAUUUCCUGCGCCAAAGCCGUUUAUUGAGCCUUUUCCAGCUCCAAAGCCAGAGCUCGAACCGUUUCUUGCGCCAACGUCCAAGCCAGCUAGAAAGCCAUCUCCUCUAUCUGAGUCGUCUCCUUCAGGAAAGAAGUUCGCCCCAAACGUCCCAGCCGCCGACUACAGAAACAUGGUUCUUCAAGCAGCUAGAGUCAAGUCGGUCCUGAGUGGCGACAGUCUUAUUCUGUGCUCGCAGACAAAUCCGGACGCUGAGAAAACCCUCUCUCUGGCAUAUUGUACAUCUCCGCAUCUGAAGAAGGAGGGCGACGAACAAUGGGCUUUCGAAUGUCGCGACGCAUUGCGCAAGUUGGUCGUAGGAGUGAACGUUCAAUUCAGCGUCCUCUAUGCUAUACCCAAUACCAAGCGAGAAUAUGGUCUAGUCUAUCUUAAUGAUGGACGACGUCUACCUGAGGAAAUGGUCAAGCAAGGAUGGUUGAAGCUCAGAGAAGAUGCUGGUAGAAAGGAAGACUCCGAGGAAGCCUUGCAACAUCUUGAUCAAUUGCGCCUCCUCGAAGCAAAGGCUCGUGCAGAUGAUCUUGGCAUGUGGCAGACCAGCGGAGGCCGUAUUGAGGUUAAGCAUGACAUGGGUGAUUCUAAGGCCUUCUUGGACGAAUGGAAAGGCAAGGAGGUUCGUGGGAUAGUCGAGCGUGUCUUAAGUGGCGACCGUAUGCUUGUUCGCUUGUUGGUGUCACCUACCAAGCAUUAUCAAGUCAUGACUUUGGUUGCCGGUAUCCGCGCUCCCACCACCGAACGAGUUAACCCCUCCAAUGGACAAGUACAACCAGCAGAAGAAUUUGGUAACGAUGCUAGGAAAUUCGUCGAAGCCAGAUUGUUACAGCGAGAAGUAAACUUGGAGAUCCUCGGUCUGAGUCCACAAGGUCAACUUAUUGCCUCCGUAAAGCAUCCUAGACAUGGCACCAUCGCGAAGCAUAUCCUGGAAGCUGGUCUGGCAAGAUGCAGCGAUUUCCAUUCAACCAUGCUAGGAAGUGGGAUGGCCGCACUCAGGGAAGCCGAGAAGGUAGCUCAGGAAGGCAAGAAGGGUGUCCACAAGGAUCACGUUGCAAAGGCAACAUCUGGAGGCAGCAAUUUAGAAGCCCAAGUCACCAAAGUCUUCAGUGCAGAUGUCAUCUUUGUCCAAAAUCGAGCCGGAGUCGAGAAGCGCAUCAAUCUUAGCAGUAUCCGUGGUCCUCGACAAAACGAAGCUGCUGAAGCACCCUUCAGAGAUGAUGCAAAGGAAUUCUUGCGCAAGAAGGUCAUUGGAAAGAAAGUACGAUUAAGCAUUGAUGGUACUCGUCCGGCAAAUGGCCAGUAUGAUGCCAAGGAAGUUGCAACAAUCACUCUGAAUGACAAGAAUGUCAACCUCCUACUGGUUCAAGAGGGCUGGUGCUCUGUUGUUCGACACAAGCGAGAUGAUUCCGACCGCGCCCCAAAUUACGAUGAAUUGUUAGCCGCAGAAGAAGUCGCAAAGAAGGAAGGCAAGGGAAUGUGGUCCGGAAAGCCAGCAAAGGCCAAGCAAUACAACGAUGCAUCGGAAUCAGUCCAAAAGGCAAAAUUGCAAGUAGGCAGUCUUCAACGUCAAAAGAAGAUCCCAGCAAUUGUCGAUUUUGUCAAGGGCGGAUCUAGAUUUGUUGUUUUGGUUCCUCGCGAGAGCAUCAAGAUUACCUUGGUCCUCAGUGGUAUUCGAGCACCAAAGUCGGCUAGAAACCCCACCGACAAGAGCGAACCUGGUGGACAAGAAGCUCAUGAUCUUGCUACUAAGAGACUGACCCAGCGCGAUGUUGAGAUUGAUAUUCACAAUAUCGAUAAAGUUGGUGGCUUCAUUGGAGAUCUCUACAUCAACAAGGAGUCUUUUGCCAAGAUUCUGGUAGAGGAAGGCCUUGCAACUGUCUGGCAAAGCCAAGCUGAGCAGUCUGGUACUGGGAGCGAGUUGUUUGCAGCCGAGCAACGAGCCAAGGCCAGCCGAAAGGGCAUGUGGACAGCUUGGGAUCCAUCUCACGACGGAAAUCCCGAGACUGAGAAGCCUACUAAUGGUACAAAUGGAGAUGCUGCUGUCCCACGUGCAAAGGAUUACCGACAAGUUGUUGUUACACACAUGGAUGAGUCCGGAAAGCUAAAGAUUCAACAAGUCGGCACUGGUACCUCUGCUCUUGAGACCAUGAUGGCAAAGUUCAGGUCUUUCCACUUGAACCCAGCCAACAACAAAGGCUUCGAGGGUCCUCCCAAGACAGGCGAGUACGUUGCUGCUAAGUUCAGCGAGGAUGGAGAAUGGUACCGUGCUCGAAUCCGUGCCAACGACCGCACUGCCAAGGAAGCCGAAAUCGUUUACAUCGACUUCGGUAACAGUGAGAAGAUCGCAUGGUCUCGCCUCCGUCCUCUUACUCAACCCGAAUUCGCCCACACCAGCCUUCGUCCCCAAGCCGUCGAUGCAGCUCUGUCCCUCAUUCAAUUCCCAACCAACAAGGACUAUCUGGAUGAUGCAAUCAACUUCGUCCAAGAGAUUACUGCUGGCAAGGAACUGGUUGCAAACGUCGACUACACUGGAUCAGACGGAACCCUGUUCAUCACCUUGGGCGAGGCAAGCGCAGCCGAGACCAUCAACGCAGAGAUCAUUGCUGGAGGCCAUGCUAUGGUUCCUCGCAAGCUGCAGAAGUGGGAGCUGGGCAUGUCUGAUAUUCUGAAGGGUCUGAACGAGAAGCAAGAAGAAGCCAUUCAAGGUCGACGCGGUCUCUGGGAGUAUGGUGAUUUGAGAGAAGAUUAG
Molecule: messenger RNA, 2838 nt
Organism: Mollisia scopiformis
Lineage: Eukaryota; Fungi; Ascomycota; Leotiomycetes; Helotiales; Mollisiaceae
Exons: 2
Coding region: 1-2838 (945 amino acids)
Biological process (GO): mRNA catabolic process; regulatory ncRNA-mediated gene silencing
Cellular component (GO): nucleus; cytosol; RISC complex
Molecular function (GO): nuclease activity; RNA binding
Source: RefSeq, a predicted model, not a curated record